AGGAAACAAAGAAUUUUGUCAGCUGAAGUCUUGUUGUGGGAAAAGUUCUCUCCACAGUGGACAUGGCCACAGGAGUCCAGGGUGGAAUCAUUUUUUGGCUCUUUGGUGGUGCAGCCAGGAAUCUGGAAGCCCAAGACAUUUAAUUAAGUGGCUUCAGCCACUCCAGGAGCAGAAAUACACUGGGAUGUUUGCAGUGACUGAGGAGGGUCCUGGGAGCAGCACAAGGGGAUCCAGACUGAAGGCACCUUUGACCUGUCUGCACAGGUUCGGUUCUGUGGCUCCAGAUGGCCAGUACCACUCCCCUAUUAAGAACAAGAGUGCACGGUUCAAUGCAGUGCUGGCAGCACUCACCCCUUCGAGAUUAGCUGUGACUUUCCAAGCUAUGGGUCUCAUGAAGCUUGGGUUGAUGAUAGCCAUUCGCUGUAGCCACAGCUGGAGGCAGUUUGCACCCGAAGCCAAGGAGGAGGUUGAGAUCAUUGCACAUGGAACACAGACCCCGCGGCUGAUGCCUCACCUGGCCACAGCCUGGGCCCUGACCUUUGCCAGCAGGUGAGAUGGCUCUCAGGCCUUGGAGGACCUGCGGGAGGGGCAGGAGUUUGUCAGCAGCCGCUCACUGCAGGCUUUGGCAGCGGGACUGAAGGCCUGCAGCAAUUGGGAGGCGGUCAGCUGCUUGCAGGACUGCCGCGAGUGCACCGGGGGACUGGGUUACAUGAUGGAAAACCGAAUCUCAGGCUUAAAAUGUGACACAGAUGUGUUUAUAACUUUUGAAGGUGACAAUGCUGUUAUGCUGCCGGUUGCUGUGCGGGAACUGCUGGCUCAGUACAGCAGGCAGUAUGAACACAGACCACUCUUGAGUCUCCUCCAAAACUGGGCUGAGUCUGCAUGUGACAAGCUGAGAACCAGUUUCCUGGCAUUAAACAUGGACAUGGUCAGUAAUCUUCCCUUUCUUUUGAAAGCAGUGAAUUUUCAUGAAAGGGUUCUUCAGUGGGGUUUGGUGGCCAGAAUUUAUUAUAAGGCGGUGACCAAGAAGGAGGACUUUUUCAGUGCCUGGAAUGCAUGUCUUCACCAUGUCACCUCCCUGCCUCUGGCACACAUCCACAGAGUGACUUUAGAGCAGUUCUCCCUGGCAGUGAGGAGCUGUCCUGGCCGAGAGGACCAGGCUUUGCUAAUUGAAGGUAGGUUAUCAGACAAAUUUUGCAUGUUAUUUGGAACCAAGCUGAUGUUCCGGGAGCGUGCCUGGUAUCUGGAACAUAAAUAUUUGACUUCCACGGCCAGCAUGAAGAUUAGGAGUCAGUUGCUGGAUUUGUGCGACUCGGUGAAGAAUGAUGCGCUGAGGGUGAUCUCCUCCGCCUUUAACACCAGCCUCCAUGCACCGAUCGCCGGAAUUACCAACCCGUAGGCCUCGUGGGCCUUCUACCCAGCA
Manis javanica (Malayan pangolin) is the source of this 1423-nucleotide messenger RNA. The record is from RefSeq and is a predicted model, not a curated record. Lineage: Eukaryota; Metazoa; Chordata; Mammalia; Pholidota; Manidae.